AUGGGUAUUUAUUAUGAGGAUAAUAAUAUAUUUUAUCAAGAAGGUAAUAUUCCUGUAGUUAUGACAUUUCCACAUAGUGGUCUUAGUUUGAUAGAUGGUGUUGAAGUCAGAAAGAAAGGGAUUAUAGAUGGCGAUUGUUUCACCGAUUUAUUUGCAAACUAUAUGGUGCAGAUGUUCAAUUGUAUUGGUUGCAACUGUUGUAUGAAAGAUGUAGAUAAUUGCGGUGGUUGUACAGAUGCGACUGCUUGCUGCUGUGACAGCGUUGCAGGCAUACCCGACUACAAUACAUUCGAGUUCAACUCACAGUGCUUGCGACCAUUCAUCAUCUACUCAAAGAUCGAUCGUAAGCACUGUGAUUUCAAUCGCGCCAAGGAGGUGGCAUACGAAGAUCAGCGAUUGGCCGAUAUCUACGACCAGUAUCACCGUACGAUCAACGAUGCAAUCGCUGAUCGGCGAGCACAGUCUGCUCGGUUACAUUCACAAUCGUGGCAUUCCCGUGUUUCCAACACUGGUGCCACUGGAAUACGACAACAACCAAAAGCCAAUAGAAUCACCGAAAUCCUCAAAGCUACAGCUCGAUCCAUACCUGGAGCAUCCACACUACAGCGGUGGUUACACAGUUCACAAUUACUCACAGAAACAACCAAUCAAUUGUAUACAACUUGA
This is a messenger RNA of Heterostelium album PN500, 666 nucleotides long. RefSeq lists its product as uncharacterized. NCBI's taxonomy places the organism in Eukaryota, Evosea, Eumycetozoa, Acytosteliales, Acytosteliaceae. The record is from RefSeq and is a predicted model, not a curated record. The coding region runs from base 1 to 666 and encodes 221 amino acids. The transcript is spliced from 3 exons.